Molecule: messenger RNA, 1212 nt
Organism: Helicoverpa zea (corn earworm)
Lineage: Eukaryota; Metazoa; Arthropoda; Insecta; Lepidoptera; Noctuidae
Exons: 7
Coding region: 1-1212 (403 amino acids)
Biological process (GO): sensory perception of smell; detection of chemical stimulus involved in sensory perception of smell
Cellular component (GO): plasma membrane
Molecular function (GO): odorant binding; olfactory receptor activity
Source: RefSeq, a predicted model, not a curated record
AUGAAUAGAACGAUACCACCUUUUAAAGAGAACGCAAUGACGAAAUUUCUAGACGAAUUAAACACAAUAUUCUUUCUAAUCGGAUUAACGGACCUCUGGAUAUCAGAAGUCAAAUUUUCCAAAAGAUUCAUUAAAUUUUACAAAAAGAUUAACUACGUGAUGGAUUUUUUGUGUUUAUUCUUCGUUGUUUUCUUGCUCGGGUCUUAUUUUACUCAAAAGGAUUUGACGGAAAAGUUGGCGAAUGAUCGGUUGAUGUUCAGCAUCAUACUGCCGGGCAACCUGGUCUUCUAUUACAUCUCCGUAUAUUACAAAGAGGAGAUCAGGAACCUCCUGUAUCACCUGACAGUGGUGUUGAAGGAACAGCAUAAUGAUACGAGGUUGGAACGGGAGAUGAUCAGGAAGAUUAGAGUGUUCUCUAUAACGUUGAACAGUAUCGCCUUCAUUGUGGAUACGUCUUAUGGGUUUGGAGCUCUUUAUGAGGUUGUUGCUAAAGGAGAAAAUUUCAACACCAUCGUCCCAGCGUGGCCCGAUGUCCACGACAACUCCUCGUUAGCUGGUGCCAUGAGAGUGUUCUUCUACUUUUGCUGGCUGAACCCCAUCGCCACCAGGGUCCUCACCACCUUCUCAUUACUCCUCACUGAAAUGGUGGCUGUAUGCUACCAGUUCAGGAACUUACAGAGCUAUUUCUAUAGUCUUGAUGAUAUAUUCAGUGAUGAUUCAUUGAGUCAGCAGGAGAAGGAAAUUAAAUAUGAGGAAGGAUUUAAAAUUGGUAUAAAGAUGCAUAAUAUGACGUUGUGGUGUAAGAAGCUGCACCAGCACGUCAAUAAAGAAAUCUUGGCCAUCGAAAUGGUUUUGUUCUUUGCGAUGCUGAUGUCAGAACUGGCUACCUUACUCGGCGGAGAGCGUAACGCAUCACAACUCUGUAUGAUGUUUUUAAUUUCGGUAUCGACAUGUAUAAGCUUGGGAUUUUUCAUGUGGAAUGGUGGUGAUAUCACAAUAGAGGCAUCGAAGAUAUCAGAAGCGAUGUAUAGUUCGGGUUGGCAGCAUUGCCAGGGGAAUUCGUCUGUCCGAAUGAGGAAGCUCGUCACCUUUGCGAUAAAACAGGCUCAGGAUCCAGUGGUGUAUAAAACUUUAGGAGUCGUGGAUCUUUCUCACACUUCAUACGUAACGCUCGUAAAGAUGCCGUACAGCGCUGUGUCGGUGUUAUAUUGA